Spodoptera littoralis (African cotton leafworm) is the source of this 2847-nucleotide messenger RNA. NCBI's taxonomy places the organism in Eukaryota, Metazoa, Arthropoda, Insecta, Lepidoptera, Noctuidae. The record is from the annotation of a GenBank genome assembly.
AUGGGAAAUCCAAAAAUAAUGGAGUGGACACGCAAUCAUAAGCUGCUAAUAUUUUUCAUGAUAGUAGCUCUGUGCUUUUUUGUAUCGACCGUAGCACUAGCGACUAUGGAUAAAAAUAAACCACUUCUUGAACACAAACCUGCUGAUAGCACAAGUAAGCACAAUGGACAAAACGAAAGUAACGAAAAUAAAGAUGACCUUAGAUACUACAGACUCCCAAGAAGUGUUGUACCAGAGAACUACAAACUUUUGCUGAAACCUAACGUAACGAAUAACUCAUUCGCUGGAUCUGUGCUAAUUACAUUAUCAGUGAAGCAAAAAGUUAGAACAAUCAAACUACAUGCACACAAUUUGACCAUUCAUGGAGUUAGCUUAUCUAACAAUGUCAGUAAAGGCGUUAUUCCAAUACGCUCUACAAAUAUGUCUUUAGAUGCAAGGGAGCUGUUGUUUAUACAUUUAGAAAAUGAAUUAGACAUUACGCAAUACAAGCUGUUUAUUAUAUUCUCUGGUAGAUUGGAUAAUAAAAUAGUUGGAUUUUAUAAAAGUCAUUUAAAAGGUGGUGGGACAAUGGUUGCGAGUAAAUUCCAACCAACUUAUGCUAGACAAGCAUUCCCUUGCUUUGAUGAGCCAGAUUUCAAGGCUACUUAUGAUAUCACCUUGUGGAAACCACCGACUUACACUGCUCUUUCCAACAUGAAUGAAAUCUCAACAACAUAUAAUGAACUUGUUCAAAUGGAUAAAGUCACAUUUGCAACCAGUGUGCCCAUGUCCACAUACUUGGUUUGUUUUGUUGUCUGUGAUUUUGAUUACAAAGAGACUGAAAUUAGCUCAGGCGGAAUUGGAAAGAACUUCAAGCUCCGAUCAUAUGCUCAGAAGCAGAAUCUGCACAAAAUCGAUUUUGCUCAGGACAUUGGAAAGAGAGCCACUGAAUUUUACAUCAAAUACUAUGAAGUGCCAUUCCCUCUACCUAAAUUAGAUAUGAUAGCCAUCCCCGAUUAUGUGUCUGGAGCAACGGAGCACUGGGGCCUAAUCACAUAUAGACAGACAUCAUUCCUCGUGGACCAGGCUACAUCUUCAUCUGCUAAUAAAAUAAAUGUUGCCAACACAAUUGCUCAUGAACUCGCACACAUGUGGUUUGGAAACUUAGUAACAAUGAAAUGGUGGGAUGAGGUCUGGUUGAAUGAAGGUUUCGCUUCAUACAUGCAAGCUAAAGCCUUAGAUGCUAUUGAGCCAAGCUGGAAAGUUUUGGAUAACUUCCUAACUAAAGUGUUGCAUCCAGUGCUAGGGAUUGACGCAAAAUUGUCCAGCCACCCGAUAGUACAAACUGUGGCCACACCUGAUCAAAUUACAUCCAUUUUUGACACUAUUUCUUAUAAUAAGGGAGCGUCAAUCUUAAGAAUGUUGGAGGGUUUCAUUGGGCAAGAAAACUUCCGUCACGGAGUCUCAGAUUAUUUGAAGAAAUACGAGUUUGGUAACACUGUAACUCAAGAACUGCUAUCUUCACUAGAACCUUACUUCAAAAGAGAUUUCCCCGAUUUGAAUCUUACAUACAUAAUGGACACAUGGACCCUUCAAAUGGGUUACCCAGUGUUGCAAGUAAAACGUGGUCACGAGGCCGAUACCUUUGCUGUAUCGCAGUCACGAUUCCUAAUCGAUCCUGAUGCAGUUUACCCCAACGAUUCAAAGUUCAACUACAAAUGGUUCGUGCCUAUUACAUACAAGACUGAUACUGCAACAAAGAAUGAAAUUACAUGGCUGGCUGACACGGCACAAGACGUAAAAUUGAAAAUAAAUCCCAAUGACAAAUGGCUGAAGGUUAACAUCAACCAAGUAGGUUACUAUAGAGUGAAUUAUGAAGAAACCAAUUGGCAAGCUCUCAUUGAAGCGUUGAAAUCUAAGUCUAAGCAGCUCAGCGGCGCCGACAGAUCACAUCUGCUGGACGAUGUUUUUGCUCUAGCUGAAGCGCGAGCUGUGUCUUACAACAUAGCUUUGGACCUUACCACUUAUUUGCUAGUUGAAGAGGAGCUGACUCCUUGGCAAACAGCUCAACAUGUCUUUGCUGAUCUAGAAGGUCACCUGCAGUACUCUUUGGUUCAUGAUCAUCUGAUGAAAUACGUUCAGCGCAUAAUUCGUCCGAUUUAUGCGAAACAGAAUUGGGACGCAGUAAACUUACCCGUUAUUGACAGUUUGCUGCGAACAAGGAUAUUGUCACUGGCCGUCCACUAUCAGGUGCCCGAGGCAGUAGAGAAAGCAAAGAAUAUGUUCUACCGAUGGCUGAACACUCACGGCACGCCAGAGGAGGCGCCCAUACACCAAGACUUGCGUGAAAUGAUUUAUUAUAACGGUAUGAAGUCCGCGUCUAUGGCUGACUGGGACAAACUAUGGGCAAUCUACAAGAAAGAGGAAGAUGUCCAAGAAUUGUUGAAAAUUCGCAAGGCUUUAUCAGCACCACGUGACACUGCUAUACUCCGCAAGUUCUUACUGAUGGCGUGGGACGAGGCUAACAUUCGAAGCCAGGACUACUUGACCGUAGUAGUGAACAUAAGUACGAACCCGAGUGGCACGGCGCUGGUGUGGGACGACGUGCGCGCCAACUGGCCGCGCCUCGUGCAACGGUUCACUCUCAACAGCCGGUACCUUGGGGGCAUCAUUCCUGCCAUCACUUCGUCUUUCAAUACUGAUCUUAAGCUUAAAGAGAUGGAAUCGUUCUUCGGCCUUUACCCCGAAGCGGGUGCAGGAGAAACCGGACGGCGACAGGCGUUAGAAAGUGUUAAGAACAACAUUCGUUGGAGUACGUACCACUUGAAACAAGUCACAGCGUGGAUCGACGCUCACUAUCAAUCCUGA